Messenger RNA from Temnothorax curvispinosus, 7596 nucleotides. RefSeq lists its product as uncharacterized. Gene Ontology annotation, biological process: cellular component organization. The transcript has 26 exons. Bases 172 to 5586 code for a protein of 1804 amino acids. Gene Ontology annotation, molecular function: actin binding. Lineage: Eukaryota; Metazoa; Arthropoda; Insecta; Hymenoptera; Formicidae. The record is from RefSeq and is a predicted model, not a curated record.
AAACGCAGUUUCCGCGAAUCGCUGCUCGGUGAAAAAAGUGCGUACACGCGUGCCGCUCCGAUGUUGGUCGGGAUGUCAGGCGGUGCGCCGUCGGCCCGGGAGUCAUUGCGUUGAUCCGAUGAGAGAGCGAGGCAGACUGAUGAAAGCGCAGCAUCCGCGGAUGCAGCCAAUAUGGAUUCCCACGUCGGUCUCGACUACAUCGUGGAUAAUCCCGAUUAUUGCGUCAAGCUCGCCUCAGCGUUGGAGACGGCGUGCUCGUCCGUGAAGAAGCAAGUCGUGGAGCUGCUGUCGGCGCUGUGCGUUUAUAGCCAAGACGGCAGGCAGAGAGCCAUCGAUACUCUUCACACGUACCAGGAGCGGAAGGGCGAGCGUUAUCGAUUGCGAGUCGUGGUCGACGAGCUGCAGAAAGCGACGGCCGAGGAUUACCAGACGGCACUGCUGGCGUUUAUAAAUUGUUUGGUCAUCUCGACGCCGGUGCUCAAGGACCGCAUACGUAUUCGCAACGAGUUCAUCGGUCUCAAGCUCCUGCCGAUCCUGAACGAGCUGCGGAAAAGUCAUGCGCCGGAUGUGAGGGUACAGCUAGACGCCUUCGACGAUCAGCGGGAGACCGACGAGGAGCUCGCGAAUCACGGACCGCCCGGUAUCGAUCUCUCCUCUCACGUGGACGUUUUUUACGCCAUCCUCGGCCAAGUCGCAGACACUCCGCAGGAGAUACCCUUUCUGAGCAUCCUGCAGCAUCUGCUGCGACUGGACCCGAAAGACGCCGCCAGCGAUCUGGCGUGGGACACCGCGGAGACACUGGUGCACCGAGCCACGUUGCUGGAGAGUCGCGAGGAUGCGACCAAGUUGCUGAGGUCGCCUAGUCUUCAAACGAAUCUAUGCUGCCACUGCCGCGGCGCCGAUCAGACGUGCGGAACGUCGCGAAAAGCAUCGCUGCCGGCGAACAAUAGCUCGACAGUGCCUUUACCGCCACCGCCGCCACCCCCGGUUCCAGUCGCGCCACCGGGCCCGCCAAGCCCGUCGAGCGGUAGCGGUUUUGUCCUGCCGCCGCCGCCCCCGCCACCGCUUUUCGCUAACGUCGGCACAUCUGAUGCACCGAUGGAGCCGCCGAUGCCACCCCCUCUGCGCGUGUCCCCCGUCGCACGCGCGCCUACCCCCGAGCCGCCCAGCAAUCACGCCAGGCUGCUGCCGCAACAAGAAAUUCCCACCCCUAAAACGAAAAUGAAGACUAUCAACUGGAACAAGAUACCUAAUCAUAAGGUGAUUGGCAAACGAAACAUCUGGUCCCUCGUGGCGAACGAGCAUCAGAAUUCCCCGAUGGCGGAUCUAGACUGGGCUGAGAUGGAGGGCUUGUUCUGCCAACAAGCGCCGCCGAUGGUACCACCGGCGACUUAUUCGACCUCGUGCGGCGCCGACGCCGAACGACGUCGUCGAGAACCGACGGAGAUCGCAUUACUCGACGGAAAAAGGAGUCUGAACGUUAACAUUUUUCUGAAGCAGUUUCGAAGUUCGAACGAGGACAUAAUCCAACUGAUCAAGGAGGGCGGUCACGAUGACAUCGGCGCGGAGAAGCUGCGUGGUCUAUUGAAAAUAUUGCCGGAGGUGGACGAACUCGAGAUGCUCAAGAGCUUCGACGGCGACAAGUCGAAGCUCGGUAACGCCGAGAAGUUCUUUCUGCAGCUUGUCCAAGUGCCAAAUUACAAGUUACGUAUCGAGUGCAUGCUGCUGAAGGAAGAAUUCGCCGCGAAUAUGAGCUACUUGGAGCCAAGCAUCAACUCGAUGAUACUUGCCGGUGAUGACCUGAUGACGAACAAACCCUUACAGGAGAUGUUGUACAUGGUCCUGGUGGCUGGUAAUUUUCUGAACUCUGGUGGCUAUGCUGGCAAUGCAGCGGGUGUGAAGCUCUCCUCGUUGCAGAAGCUAACCGAAAUUCGCGCGAACAAGCCGGGGAUGAAUCUGAUUCACUACGUAGCAUUGCAAGCCGAGAGAAAACGGAAGGAUUUACUAAGCUUCGCGAAGAAUAUGACUGCCCUAGAAGCAGCGACAAAGACGACAAUCGAACAAUUGACCAACGAAUUUAAUAGCUUGGACACGAAGAUCAAAAAGAUCAAGAGUCAGAUCCAACUCUCUUCGACCGAAAGCGAUAUACAGGAGCAGAUGGCACAGUUUCUUCAAAUGGCCGAGCAAGAAAUGGCGCAAUUGAAGAGGGAUAUGGAGGAGCUCGAGGGAGUGAGACGAUCGCUCGCGGAAUUCUUCUGCGAGGAUACGAACACAUUCAAGAUCGAAGAGUGCUUCAGGAUAUUCCAUCAGUUCUGUCAGAAGUUCAACCAGGCGGUUGCAGAGAACGAAAGACGGCGCAUCCAGGAGGAGCAGAUCCUGGCGCGUCGCAAACAGCGCGAGGAGCAAUUGCUGGCGAGGAAACGACUGCGUAAGUUGAGCAGUCAAACGGAAACACCAGGCUCGGAAUCUGAAUCUAACUUGAUGGACUAUGGAUUUUUCGACCUCCACACCGGUUUACCUCAGAGAAAUUAUAGCCGCGGCGAGGCCAAGAUAAGAAGAUUACAAAGCGGCGGUGUUACGUCAGACGAGGACGUCUCGGUCAUCGGAUCGCCGAGCAUCCGACGUCGUUUAGGAUCGUGUUCCGGCGGUCCCGACCAACAGUCUACCAAAGAAGACACAUAUUCGCCAGAUAUCACGCCUAACGGCACGCUUCGUCGGCGCAGGAGUAGAAUACCCUGCGAGGAUGACGACGGAAAUCUGAUGGACUUCUUACGAACGUCCGGACAGGAUAAUACACGGGAGAGAAAAUCAUGGGGAAGCUUAGAUCGAUCGUGGGCGCGGAGAGCUCGAGGGCAAUCGCGAAGAGGCGAUCUGCUGAACGCCGAUUUUUCGGGGGAUCGGGAACGACCGAGCUCACCGUCUCCUCUCGCGGAGAGUAAACCGUUCCUGCAAGAGGAGGAAGCGAAGCCAACCGGGAAAGCCUGGCGACAGAAGAUCGAGGCGUGGCUGUCGGAGAAUGAGAAGGAAGAUCGUGCGGGUGAACAGCUCCAGAAAAGAGCGAAGCAACUGCACCAAGCGAACCGACGGUCCUUCGAAGACUCGGAAAGCGAAGGCAAGAGCUGCCCGAUGAAUACCUUGGCGGAAGACCAAACCAUGCUUGAAGGAGCAGGGUUCUCCGAAGUUUACGACUGGCGACCGUCCGUCGAGAAAACGGACGUGAUGCGCACGAUGGAGGCCAUUGAAGAAGCUCAACCAUUAUCGUCCCAGGACAAGUCUCCUUGGCGAAAAUCGAGCUUAAACGUACCAAAUAGUAUGGAAGAAGCUGAUCCGCGUUAUUCCCGUAGAUUUAGAUCGAAACACAACACCGAGAACGCUCUCAUGCCGAGCACACUGCAGGCGAUCAGAGAGGAGGACAGGAAGAAAAACAAGAUCAGUGACACGAUAAAUUUAGAUGCCCCCCAGGACGAGUUGACGAUCUAUCUCCGGCAGCCGUAUACCAAAACGCAAACACCUGUAACCCGGCGAUUCUCCAAGCUCGGCAGAAAGACUUCCACGGACGAGGAAAGAGUCAGCGAUAAGAUCGAGAUCGAUUCGGACAACAUCGAGACACCACCGGCAACCAGGCGGUUGUUCAGCCCGCCGAAGGAGGUAAAACCCGUGGAGAAGGAACCCUGCAAAAGGGAACGUUGCAGCAGCUCCCUCCAGAGUCGAGAAACAAAGACUGCGAUAUUGAAACCGAUUAAUCCCAGCGCGGAUCUUGGUACUGGUAACUUCGAUAGAUACUCAGCGACGCGACGAACACGUAGGUACAAGAAAAGCCAAGAUCCCACGGGGGACAAGGACAAGUCGGACAUGUCGAGCCUCGAAUUGGUUUACGACGAGAAGUCGACGGUGCAGCGGCCGAAUACCCUCGUCCUCGCUGACGAGGAGAUCCACCACGAGGACACGGACUCCAUGCUGCGUGUCUGGCAGGAUAAGCUGAAGCGGCGCGACACUGCCUCGUCAUCGUUAUCGUGCGACAUUGACGCCGCGCUAGCGGAGAUCGCGCGCUCCGGCGAAGACCUUCAACGUCUAUCGCGUUCGGCGUCGACGACGACAGCGUCAACGAUAAUGGGCCACAGAAGCUCGCGGCUUCCGGUCAGCCAACCGCCACCGGUGGUGGCGGUGACCAACACCGUGUUGAGCCCGGUGAUGCAGGAGUCGCGACCGCGGGAGCCGAUUACGAUGCUCGCCGAGCGGGCGGUGACGAGUCGCGAGCGUCAUCGAAGCAUGAUCGAUCCAAGUCAGGUGAAAGAAGCGGUCCGUUUGACUAGUAACCCACCCAGUCAGGUGAACCAGGAUCAGGAGAUCGUCAAUGGCUUCCCGCGAAACGGAAGUUCGCCGCACGAUCGGAAGAACGAGCAGGACGACACGCCCAAGACCGUGGAAGAAGAGAAGCGCAUGGAUCUGAAGCCCAUCGGGGGCACGAGGGAACUCGAGAAGAGCUCCGAUAUUCGAAUCGCAGACGAUUCGCGCGAUCGGUCGACGACUCGGCAAACCCCCUUGUUCCGUAGUCGAUUCAUUCCCGAUAUAAGUGUGACAUCGUCGCCGCCUUCGUCCGGCAAGAGCAGAGAUCAGGAAUUGAACGACGAGGGCUUCGAAGAGACGCAGAGCCUCGUGUCGGAGACUUUGAGCCAGGAGACGUCCUCAGGCAAUUACGAGACGGACACGCAUGACUCGACGCGAUGCUCGCCGGCGGAACUGGGCGGUUACGGCGGCGAGCAACGUCGGCGUAACACCAUCACGGACGACCUGAAUGGUCGGAGAUCAUCCGUCGACAAGUUACUGAAGCCGGCUUCCGAUAAAACGUUCGACAAAAAGACGAGCGCGAGGAGCGCGUCGGAGAAGUCCAGUUUUCUGCCAAAGCGCACCGCGAGCGCGAAGCGCGAGUCUUCUGCGUUGAGGAAAACCGAGUCCCUGAAAAGAACCUCGAACGUUAUCCCGUUGAGCGAUGCGGGAAUGUCGAGAGGCGAGGUGCAACGUUCCGGUUCCAGAAGCAGCUUACGCAGCUCGCGGAGCUCGCUGAACAGCGCGACGUCCGUGAACACGGUGCGAAAUCUGGCCGCCAAUCACGCGCAUUUACGCAGCUACACCUCGGCCAUCCGCGCGCUGACCAACGACUUGAGGAAGAGCAGUCCGUCGAACAGCCCGGUGCCGCCAAAGAACGCGGUUGACAAGAGGCGGCCGAGUCCUCGUCAGAUUGGCGUCAGCAGGAUACCCGCCAGUAGGAGCAGCAGCAGCGGCAGCAGCGUUGGACCGGCAGUGAGGAACGUUCGAAAAGCACCCGAGGUGGUGCCUGGCAUGCCAAAGGUUACGAGGGGCCGGCCAAUCGCCUCGCGUAGCAGCAGCAGCGGAAGCAGCGUCGGUCAUCAAUCAAUCUUAGGAAGUCGACCGCUUUCCGGCGAUAAAACGUCCGCGACGAAAAGCAGAUUAAUGCAGUCGCGAGUCGGCUUGAAGAGUCACAGCUUUAUGAGGCCCACGGCCGCCAGCGUCAACAAGGGUUCCACACCAAACUUGCCCAAGAGCAUCAAAGUUAUGGUCAAGUGAUAACUCAUCGAUAAGGAAUUGUAUUCGAGAAUUUUAGACCGAGAAAGAUUUAUCUACAUAUACAUUUAACAAUCGCGUUAGAAUUAACAAAAACCGCUAGCGUUACGUAAGAUCAGCCGAAUCCGGAGUCUGAUAAUUGAUAAGCUGUAAGGACAACAAUUUCGACGAUGUUAUCACGUAAGGUAGAACUGCAAGAUUAGAUAAUGAAAAUUGUUAUUCUCGCUGACUACGCCGUCUCUCACAAUUGUCAAACCAAAAUAAGUAAAGGCUAUUAUCGUCUAAUUAUACGCCACUAUCACACCAAACAACGUGAGUGCUCGGAUAAGAGGGAAAUAAUCAAAUCUCUCUCUAGCUUUAUCGCGCGCGCGACGCCCACACGUUACAUGACCAAGGAAACUUUAAGGGGAACGCCCCGAUCUUUUAUAUCCGGCGCCAAAUUGAGGGAGUUUUCCUUUCAGUAGCCUAGAAGAACGUAUUUGUGUAUAAGGUAUAAUGUAACAUACUCGACUAAUGUGCAUGUACGAUAUAUUAUAUAAUUCUUACCGUUAACAAAGAUAAAUAUAUAUUGUAGAAUAUAUGUCCGAUAAAUAAAUUAACAUAUUACAUGACAAUGCAAUUCGAAAUUUCAAUACAGAAAAAAACCGCGCGACAUUAUUAAAUAAACUUACAAUUAGCUAUACAUACUUUACGAAGAAAAGAACGCAAAUAAAGUUUGCUGAAUAAUUGCAAACACGAGUAAUCCGCAUAUUGCACUAUCUUUCAUAUAUAUAUUCAUGUAUACUUUAUGCACUGUAUUCAACAAGAAAUAUCUACAUAUUUUAUGUACAAAAAUGUAAAUUAACAAUCAUUUUUAUCAACGAUCCAUUUUCAAAUUGCAUCAAAAAACCGCGUUCCCGACAGAAAUGUUUAAUGAGAUCACUCGGAGAGUGUGAUUCGGCACCGGCGCUUCCUAAAAAGCGUAAUAAUUCGAAAAAACUGACCUUUUUUCGAUUGUCAACGGGUUACGUUGCGUAUAAAUCUUUCAUACGGUACGUAAAUAUAACAUUCAGCUAUAAUAACGGCUAGUCAAGCCGGUGCGCGCGAUCGACAGACACAGAAUCAGGAUCGUCUUACUUUCACCAUAAACGGAAUCCGCACAGCUUAGAAAUAAAUAACUAUAAAUUAUAUAAUUAAGCCUGCUGCUCUCUACGUUUGUUGAUAAAGUAUAAUUACCGUGAAUGCGAUGUAAUUUUACCGUGAUUUUGACGCGGGCCAAUUCAGCCACCCCGAUUGUUGAUCUCGAUAGCCAUAUAGAAUGACACAAUUUGACAAACAAAAUUCAAAUUUGUUAAUAAAUUAUCAAAUAAAUCGACAUUACACCGGGUAUAACUUUCUAUAUAACAGAAAAUCUAUAUAGCACGAGAUCAACAUUCUUCGACUAUAUAUAUAUUAAUUAUUUUAUUAACUAUUAUCGCUAGUUAUCAUCAAUAAAAUUAAAUAGGGCGGCUGAGGAACUCGCAAACACAUUUGCAAUUGCAUCGCCGCCGCGUCUCUCCUUUUGGUAUCUUCAUUUAAUUUAUCAGAAAUGUAAAGUAACACGGGCUUUGUGACUUUUUGUUUUGUUUGGUUUUACAGCAAAGUGAAAAAAAGUAGAGAAAAGGGUUGAGAAUAAUGAAAAGCGACACGGGGCAUUGCAAGCAACGUGCGUCAAUGUCCUAAAAGGUAAGAAGAUCCCAAUUGCUUACGCUUCUACAAUUUUAGAUAUAAAUAUCGUAACAUUAAGCAAGAGUAACCGAUGAAUACCCUCAAUGGACGAACGGAGUUCCUUUCAACGAAUUAAAAGAAAAUAUUACAAAUAAUACAUACAAAAAUAUAAAAUAAUAGCGCUCGGAAAUCAAUCGAUGAAAAAAAUAGAGACGCGCAAACCCGUCCAGGUUCGCGCGAGAACAGUGAAACUCGUACUCCACUCGACGACAAUUGAACGAUCAUUCGUUCACUCGAUUAACAUUCAUCGCUCGAUAAACAGUCGCC